Molecule: messenger RNA, 375 nt
Organism: Emericellopsis cladophorae
Lineage: Eukaryota; Fungi; Ascomycota; Sordariomycetes; Hypocreales; Bionectriaceae
Product: U4/U6 small nuclear ribonucleoprotein SNU13
Exons: 4
Coding region: 1-375 (124 amino acids)
Biological process (GO): mRNA splicing, via spliceosome; maturation of SSU-rRNA
Cellular component (GO): small-subunit processome; precatalytic spliceosome; U4/U6 x U5 tri-snRNP complex
Molecular function (GO): RNA binding
Source: RefSeq, a predicted model, not a curated record
AUGGCUGAAUCUGCUGCUUGGCCCAUGGCCGACAAGAAGCUCGAGCAGGAGCUCUUGGAUCUUGUCCAGUCUGCGACCCACGCUCGUCAACUGAAGAAGGGCGCCAACGAGGCCACCAAGACCCUGAACCGUGGUGUCUCCGAACUCGUCGUGCUCGCUGCUGACACUUCGCCUUUGGCCAUUCUCCUGCAUAUCCCUCUUCUCGCUGAGGACAAGAACGUGCCCUACGUCUACGUCAAGCACAAGACCCAGCUCGGCCGCGCCUGCGGCGUCAGCCGCCCUGUUAUCGCUGCCAGCAUCACCAGCAACGACGCCAGUGAGCUGGCCGGUCAGAUCCGUGCCAUGCGCGACAAGGUCGAGCGUCUCGCCAUCUAG